ACAUCACGUGAGACCUGUGCCCAGGCAGUGCUACUUUGACCUUGGACAGUGGAACUGAACCCCGCCCCCCUGACUCCCAGCCCAGCAGUGGACACCGACAAGGCAAGCCUCCUCUUCUCUUCCCUGCCCCUGCUCUGUCGCCUCGAUACUGGAGUGUGGGAGUAGCAAACACACAGAUUAAAUUCCAACUUGUUGGAUUAUAUACCU
Molecule: messenger RNA, 207 nt
Organism: Aplysia californica (California sea hare)
Lineage: Eukaryota; Metazoa; Mollusca; Gastropoda; Aplysiida; Aplysiidae
Product: oleosin-B3
Source: RefSeq, a predicted model, not a curated record